AUGGGGUUGAAUUAUCCAAUCAUUUUUACUACCAUGGCAAGAGAAUUUGAUAUUUCGUAUACUUUAGGAUUUAUUCGUUGUGAAGAUAACAACAAGAUUCUAUUAUUAAACAGAAACAAACCGCCAUGGAUGGGUUUAUAUAAUGGAAUUGGUGGUAAAAUCCAACCCAAUGAAACACCAUUGGAAUGUAUGAUUAGAGAAGCAAAUGAAGAAACUGGAUUAAGUUUGACACAUUUUACUAAUAGAGGUGUAUUGACUUGGGAAGUUGAAUAUAGUGAAAAAGUAACUCCCCAACAACCUAGAACAGGUGGAUUGUAUUUAUUUACCGCUGAUAUUUCUUUAGCACAAUAUGAGAAUUAUAGAACUCCAUUGGUUUAUAAUGAUGAAGGGAUAUUGGAUUGGAAAGACUGGGUAUGGAUCAUGCAUUCAAAUAAUCUUGGUGUAGUUGACAAUGUAAAGAUUGUCUUACUGUAUUUGUUUAGUAGCAAAGAAGAGGAUUUGUUCAUGGUAAAAUAUAACGAUUACAAUUUGAUUAAUUGUGUUCAUUAUCCCGGUAAGAAUCCAUUGUGUCAAAAAAGCGCAGCAAGCUAA
Molecule: messenger RNA, 591 nt
Organism: Candida tropicalis MYA-3404
Lineage: Eukaryota; Fungi; Ascomycota; Pichiomycetes; Serinales; Debaryomycetaceae
Exons: 1
Coding region: 1-591 (196 amino acids)
Molecular function (GO): hydrolase activity
Source: RefSeq, a predicted model, not a curated record